GCUCCACAUGCAGCUGUGGUUAGAGUGGUUUCCAGUUAGAGAAAAAUCAGCUGUGCACCGUCAGCUGCGCUUGGACGGAGAGAGAGACGGUACAGGAGAGACAGAGGGAGCUGCUGUGCGCGACAGAUCUCAUCUCUCAAAAUCAACCAGUCGGUGUCCCAAAACGCGAGAAGAGCUUCUGAUCAUCAAACAAACCAGCUCGCAGACUGACUUCGGUCUCCGCGCAAACUUCGCGCCGAAGCUCCAGCAUGUCCAGCGGGGGCCAACACCGCGGAUGUGCCACAUGAGGCGGACCCGAGAAACUGAAAGCAGUGCUCAAACUUUGCCUACGGAGACCACUGUGACUCUUAGCGAAGCGCACACGCAACUUUCAGCGUGUUUUCUGCUCCUGUGACACUUUCCGCCCGUCACCUGGCCCGUCACUAGGGAUUGCUGGGAUUCAGCGGCGUGUCUCUUUUAUGUUCAGCCGAGGAGACGUGUAGUUUUUCAGGGUGGUCCGCUCUAAGGAAGGUGACAUGCAGGUUCUCGGUUGGACGACAGUUCUCCUCUGUCAGUGGAUCCUACAGAAGGUCCAAGGGCUGGAGAAGCAGGUGGACUUCUCAAAGUUGGGCCCUGUUGGCUCAGUAACGAAGACUCUUCCUUAUGGCAUGGGAGGAGGCACCGCUGAAGGAGUCGUCAAGUCUCCAUACCAAACACGCAUAUUUUCCACAUCCAUUGACCAGACACCCCUGAAGUCCAAACCACCCACUUACACUUUCUUUAACCCCUACGACACAGGCCGGAACCAGUCCUUGUUACUGGAUCAGACUGGCUACCGCUCCAAGCGCAAGCCAUCACUAAAGACAAACAUGAAGACCAAGAAGAUCUUCGGCUGGGGAAACUUCUAUUUCAGCGUUAAGACCGUGAAGUUCAGCCUGUUGGUGACGGGGAAGAUUGUUGAUCACAUCAAUGGUACAUUCACCGUUUACUUCCGCCACAACUCGUCCAGCCUUGGGAAUGUGUCAGUGAGCAUUGUGCCGCCGUCAAAAGUGGUAGAGUUUGAGGUUCUACCGCAUCUGCAUCCCCACACCCAGCAGGACGUCCAGAUCCAGGAAACACAACAGGCCACCAUUGACCCCAAAGAGGGGAAGACUCUCAACUGUCGGGUGGAGUACGAGAAAACCGACAGGUCGAAGAAAUCCAAACCCUGCCUGUAUGAUCCGUCUCAGACCUGCUUCACAGAGCACACUCAGUCUCAUGCUGCCUGGCUCUGUGCCAAACCCUUCAAGGUGAUCUGCAUCUUCAUCUCUUUUUUAAGCAUCGAUUACAAGUUAGUUCAAAAAGUGUGUCCGGACUACAACUUCCAAAGUGAGCGCCCUUAUUUCGGAUAAAUACAUUAGACUCAAGCGAGGAGGGAAAAAGACAAUGUUCAUGAUGAAGAAACAAGGGUUGUUUACCCCUCUGAACUGACGUGAAUUGUGGAUUUAAAUAAAUGUAUAAUCAAASCUAUGGAAUGUACAGGAAAUGGUGGAUUUCUCUGGUAUAUUUUCCAACUUUGUAUUUGUUAACCUUUGUUUUUAUGUUUUCUUUUCUGUAAAUAAUGUACUCAUCCCCAGCAGACUUUAUUGUUUUUAGAUCUAUGUUUCUCAGUGUUAUUACUUUCUGCAGUUGGAGAAUUCAGUUAAAACAGCCCGAAUGGCCAUUAUUCCCUCUGAGUACAGACUGAGCCUCUCAGGCAGCUGUGCUGUGCCAUCACUGUGUGGCAGACAUAAUGUUAUGGUAGACUGACUGUUAAUCAUUCUCUCAGCUCUACAUUUCAACCCAUGGAUAUAAGAGAGUUAUAUGUAUGAGAAAUGCUAUGCUGGAUAUGCAUACAAUAUACUGUUUGAACAAGCACAUUAAAAUCUCUUUAACUGUCUGUC
Molecule: messenger RNA, 1901 nt
Organism: Poecilia reticulata (guppy)
Lineage: Eukaryota; Metazoa; Chordata; Actinopteri; Cyprinodontiformes; Poeciliidae
Gene: nxph4
Product: neurexophilin 4
Molecular function (GO): signaling receptor binding
Source: RefSeq, a predicted model, not a curated record